AUGGAAGAGACAAAAGAUUCUUUCAAUGAAGAUGAAGAACUUGCUAGAUUAAAAGAGAAAAAGAACGAACUUGCUAGUCAACCACUUUCUUUUGAUGACUUAAAUAAUAAGUUUUUGAAGAAACAGGUUGAAAAAGGUGCUUCUUUGCAAGAGAUUGCUACUGAUUUUGCAAAGGCACAGGCUAUUAGUUCAAUUUUGAAUGAUGAUUCUGAAGAUGCUGAAAAGACUAGAAAAGAGUUAAAAGAUAUUCAGCAAGAUACAUUAAAAGAGGAUUUCAAUCAAGACAAAAUAAACAAGCAGAAGGAAACAAUAAAUGCCAAGCAGGAAAAGGCUGAGGCAUUUUACAAAUCUUUCAGACCAAUUCUUGAAUUUGAUUUCUCAAAUCUUAUCAAGAAAAAAGAAAAAGACAAUGGUGAACCAAAGUCAUAUAGAGACAGGUCAUAUGGUAUUCCACUUAUGGAGGGUUCGCAAAUGUUAGAAAGAAGACCACUCGAGGGGUUUGAAGAGGACUACAAUAGAUUUGUUGCAAGAAAAGAAGUUGUAGUUGAAGAAGUUAAGGCUGAGUUCGAGAGAGUUCUUGCUGAAAGAACUGCAAAACUUGAUGUUCUUAUCAACGAAACUUCAACUAUGGUAGAAAUCCCAGACGAAGAAGUUGCUGAAGAGUGUGAAAAUUCAGCAGAAACAGUUGUGGAGGAAUAA
This is a messenger RNA of Cylicocyclus nassatus, 699 nucleotides long. The record is from the annotation of a GenBank genome assembly. Lineage: Eukaryota; Metazoa; Nematoda; Chromadorea; Rhabditida; Strongylidae.